CAGUUUUUUUCCUCCCUUCCUCUCUGCUGCGAAAAGGGAAAGGGAAAUCGUUCUUUAUAGAUCUUCGAAAUCACUUGAAUCCUUCUUCUUAUCCUUUUUAAUUUCUGGGAAAGCUUAAAAUCUGCUUUAAAAUUCUGGCGAAUAACUGUAGAUGGCUGAAUCUCGUUUCGAAAUAUCUGGGUUUACUCAAUGUUGGUUCUCGUUAAUUGGAUUAUAGAAAGCUAAGUCUACAAUCUGGUGAUGGUCUCCUUUGCCUGAUGCAUGAUGAUGUCUGAGAAACCAUUGGGAGAGGAGUCCAUCCGGCAGGAUUUAGAGGUUUUAACCGUGUCAAAGCGGCUCGUGAAGAGUGCUAGCCGGAAAUUAAAGAAAAAGAUUUAUUAUAAGAGUGAGGUGGAAGAUGAAGAGGAUGCAAGGGGAGCUGUAAAUUGUCUGAACAUCAGUGGUAGAGGUGCUGGUUGCAAAGUUGCUGACACCGGAGACAAUUUUGAGGAUCCGACCAAUAAAAGAUGGUCCAGCGCUAGCGAGGAGGGUAAGGGAUUGACGACCAUUUGUGGAACGGAAGAAACUAGGUUGGAUUGCUUUUCUUAUGGGGUAAAAGAGAUGUUUUGGAAGAAGCAUAGCCGAAAGUAUCUAGAUCUAGAGGACUCGUCACAGGAUAAAGGAAAACACAUAUUCCUACCCGAUGAUAUUCUGGAAAUGUGCUUGAUGAGGCUUCCUUUGACCAGCCUAAUGAAUGCACACCUUGUUUGCAAGAGAUGGCGGUACAUGGUCACCACACAGCGUUUCCUACAGCUGAGACGAGAAGGCUCCUUUCAGACCCCAUGGUUAUUUCUGUUUGCUGCUGUUAAAGAUAGCUGCUCCUCUGGUGAAAUUCACGGGUAUGAUGUAUCUCAAGACAAAUGGCAUAAGAUUGAAUCUGAUGUACUUAAAGGGCGGUUUAUGUACUCAGUCACGAGUAUCCAUGAGGAGGUGUAUAUAAUCGGAGGUCGUUCUAUGGACAGAAACUCUUUCAAGACUCACAGAGGGGUCUUGGUAUUCAGCCCUCUGACCAAAUCAUGGCGUAAAAUCGGGUCUAUGAGACAUGCUAGGUCACUUCCCAUUGUUGGUGCCUCCGAAGUUACUUCAGAAUUCUCGACCAUACAAUGUCAGCAGAAUCGUCAAGAUAGACGCUUCCACCGAUCAAGAAUCAGCAGAGAAUCAGAUGUCUAUGAAGACCCUCACAGGUUAUCUGUUAGACGCCAGCACAGAAACAUGGCUGAUCAAAACGGAUCUAAAUCCCACAGAUCAACAAGACUAAAGCUUGAUCGGCUAGACCGAAAUAACUCCAAGAGAUUUGUGCUCAUUGCCAUCGGAGGCACUGGAUUGUUCGACGAGCCACUAGAUUCAGGUGAAAUAUACGACUCAGCAACAAACACAUGGUCAGAAAUCCAGAGGCUCCCAAUGGAUUUCGGGGUUGUGUGUUGUGGGAUCAUAUGCAAUGGAAUCUUCUACGCUUAUUCUGGGAAUGAUAAGCUAUCAGGGUAUGACAUAGAGAGAGGCUUCUGGAUUGCAAUCCAAACAUCACCAAUCCCUCCUCGGGUUCAUGAGUUCUACCCAAAACUCGUGUCCUGCAACCACCGUUUGUUCAUGAUUUCAGUUUCGUGGUGCGAUGAAGGAGAUGGACAAAUUGGGAGGAGAAACAAAGCGGUGAGAAAGCUGUGGGAGUUGGAUCUUGUGUACCUCACAUGGACAGAGGUUUCAGUACACCCGGACGCACCAAUGGAUUGGAACGCCACUUAUGUCUCAGACCAGAACAUACUAAUUGGAGUUGAGAUGUUCAAAAUCUUUGGGCAGGUAUUAGGUUUCUUCACUGCCUGCCAUAUAUCAACGGAAGAAGCCUCGUGGAGACAUAUUUCCAGGAACCACAGGAGUCAGAAACUCAAUCUAUCUUGUAUGAACAAGACCAUUGCCUUGCUUCAUCUCUGAUCUUUGUUUUACUUGUUGUAAUAAUUUUCAGGACUUGUCAAUUAAUUGAUUCAUGUAUUGAAAGGAAAGGCAAUGUUGAAAUGAAAAUGUAAUGUUCGUAUUUUCUUACUGAUUUUUCUACCACUCUCCACCGCAAAAAGAAUU
Eutrema salsugineum is the source of this 2109-nucleotide messenger RNA. RefSeq names its product F-box/kelch-repeat protein At5g42350. Bases 262 to 1965 code for a protein of 567 amino acids. The record is from RefSeq and is a predicted model, not a curated record. Gene Ontology annotation, molecular function: protein binding. Gene Ontology annotation, cellular component: SCF ubiquitin ligase complex. NCBI's taxonomy places the organism in Eukaryota, Viridiplantae, Streptophyta, Magnoliopsida, Brassicales, Brassicaceae. The transcript has 2 exons.